AUGAACACUUCAAGGACCAGAGUUCUCCGUGAUACCCCGUAUCGCUAUUUGUAUGGCCAAGAUCCUCACCCGGAUGAUACUGUUAACCAAGAAUACAUUGACCGGUCCUUAAAUGGGCAACAUGUGGUGGAUGGCGAAGCUGUUGACGCCAUCCCUGAAAUGGUUGAAGUUUACCAAAGCGGAGAAGGUGAUGACGAAAGCCGUUCUCAGGAUGUUGCAAAUACAAUGCUUUCUUCACAAGAAGAGGAUACAGAGCCGGAGGAUGACGAUGGUGGUGAUGAUGGUAGCCUUGACUCUGGAGAGGAUGACGAUCAUGGUGAUGAUGGCAAUCUUGACUUUGGAGAUGAUGAUGGCAGCAUUGGCUUUGGAGACGAUGAAGGUGGAUCUCAUGCAUCAAAUGAUACCUAUUCAAAUGCCAUUGUUGCCAAUACUGCUACAGAACGUCUGCAGGUGGAGGAAGGUCAUGGUGUUAUUGAUGAGACGAGCUCGAACAGUGAAUCUGGUGACACCGCAACAGCCCCAUUUCUCGAAUUGCGUGGUCCCGGCGGCCGUGGAUUGAUGACCAUACCUAUUGAAGAUGCCGACGGCGUUCGUGGCAUCUAUGACACCAGCUUUAGAUCCAACGUUCGUCAUGCCUACCGAAUUGGUGUCAAUGGUGAACGUGUACCAGUGGAAUUGGAUGACAUUUUGAAUAGUGACGAUGAUCAUGGCAUUGCACCUCCUUCACCUUUAUCAUUGUCAAGCACUGAACCAUUGGCCCGAAAUGAAGAGUUUGAUGGCCACGCAAAUUCCGAGCACUUUACUAGCAAUGAUGAUCAUCAAGAUGGUGGCAGCCUUAGUGAUGUUUCGAUCAAUCGCCAUAGUGCCAUUCGGAAUGCAGCAGCAACACACUACAACAACAACGUAGAAUCCAUUCAACAACAGCUACUUGCUAGGCAACCACCAACUCCGCAAUAUCAUGUUGGUGACUACGUGGGAGUGCACAUCGACAUUCGUGACCGAAGCAAGCGUCACCCAAGCUGUCGUAAGUAUAAAGUGCGAUGCAAGCAUGGCCUGAUCCAAACAGCCUACCAUGGAAGGGAGCUAAAAGAUUUCACGCACCACGAGUUUCAUGACUUGGAAUCCAUUGCAAGGUCACCAAUCGACGACAACACGCCAACAAUUUCUGUUCGAGAGGCAGCAAGGUUAAGUCGCCAAUCGCAAGCACCACCUGUACCUCAAGUAUGCAAUUGCACCACUGCAUGUAAGACCAAUCGUUGCCCAUGUCGACGCAUCAACGCAUAUUGCAAUGAUGGUUGCCAUCGGGGAACACAUUCGGGUUGUACCAAUUCCCAUGACCGCCACAAUGACAAUGGCCAUAACAAAAGGCGCAAGACACAACGCAAACGCCCAAGUGGUCCUAGACGUAUCACACGAUCCCAUACAACACGGCAAACAAGAUCAUCAAGACGCCCAGUAGAGCAUGUCGCAAUACAAUGA
Molecule: messenger RNA, 1479 nt
Organism: Lichtheimia ornata
Lineage: Eukaryota; Fungi; Mucoromycota; Mucoromycetes; Mucorales; Lichtheimiaceae
Exons: 5
Coding region: 1-1479 (492 amino acids)
Source: RefSeq, a predicted model, not a curated record